AUGGCGGGAUCUAUACCGUUCUAUCAGAAGAACCAUCGCCACUAUGACCGCGACUACCGUAGCAAGGAGACGGAGUCUAAGCUGAGCCAGUACCAGACCAGCAGCAGAUACUCUGCUGGCGGCCGCACCUCCAGCACCUCCAGCACCACCAGCAGGAGCGGGGGACUUAAAGUGACUUCAUAUUCUGGGCUGGAGGCGAGCAGACUAAGCCCCGUUCCCAAGGGAGUCAAGCCAACUUACUUGGCUGUGGAUAAAGAGAACCAAAUCAUCGGCUAUGUAGUGCCUAUCUUCAGGGGCAGUCUAGAGUUUUCGGACACAGAGGAAACGAGGGUGAGGGACACUGCUGCAUACAUGGCCCGCAGGGAUUUGUUCACCAGUGGCCUGGAGAUGGAGAGGUCAGAGCAGACCUCCAGGAGGGAGGCCAUCCGCGAGUCGGCGGAACGCAUCUCUCUGAAUAAAAGGAUCUAUGAACACGGGGAACACUUCAAGUGCAUGAACGAAGACAGCCUGAUGCACGCCCCGGAGUUUGUGAUCAAACCACGCUCCCACACCGUGUGGGAGAAGCAGUGUGUGCGGCUGCAUUGCACUCUCACCGGCUGGCCUGACCCCCGGGUCGUCUGGUACAAAAACAAUGUGCCAAUUGAGACUCUUUCCAAUGCUGGCAAGUAUAAACUCGAGAGCAGAUACAGCGUGCACUCACUGGAGAUUAACAGAUGUGAUUUUGAUGACACGGCGCAGUAUCGUGUCUCCGCCAUGAACUCCAAGGGAGAGCUGUCUGCAUUUGCCUCCGUCGUUGUCAAGAGGUUCAGAGGUGAACUCGAUGAGUCCUUGCCAUCACCCAGACGUAAGUAUGGCCCAGUGUCCGAGUACGGCAUCAACUUCCAGACUCACAUUGUUGAUAAAUUUGGUGUGUCGUUUGGAAGAGAGGGUGAGACCAUGAGUCUGGGAUGCACGGUCAUCAUUUACCCAGCCCUGCACCGCUACCAGCCCGAGAUCCAGUGGUACAGAGAUGAUGUUCUGCUGUCUCCCUCUAAAUGGAACCACAUGAGCUGGAGUGGAGACCGAGCCACGCUGACCCUCACGCACCUCAACAAGGAGGACGAGGGGCUCUACACCCUGCGUGUCACCACCAAGUCUGGAUAUGAAACCUACUCCGCCUACGUCUUUGUCAGAGAUGCUGAAGCCGAGGUUGAGAGCGCUCCGGGUGCCCCUCUGGACGUGCGCUGCCUGGAUGCCAACAAGGAUUACAUCAUUGUCACCUGGAAGCAGCCAGCGGUCGAUGGUGGCGACGCCAUCUUGGGCUACUUUGUGGACAGAUGUGAGGUCGGAACCACCCACUGGUUCCAGUGCAAUGACACUCCAGUUAAAUUUGCCCGUUUCCCCGUCACCGGCCUGGUGGAGGGACGCUCCUAUAUGUUCCGCGUGCGUGCCGUCAACCAGAGUGGCAUGAGCCGCCCGUCCCGAGUCUCUGAGCCGGUGGCUGCCAUGGACCCGGCUGACCGCGCCCGCAUGAGAGGUACCUCCGCUCCGUGGACCGGCCAAAUCAUUGUCACAGAGGAGGAGCCUGCAGAGGGCAUUGUUCCUGGCCGGCCUCUUGAGCUGCAGGUGACAGAAGCAACCAAGAACUAUGUGGUGCUGAGCUGGAAUCCACCUGGAGAGAAAGGCCUUGAGGGUGUCAUGUACUAUGUGGAAAAGUGUGUCUCGGGCACAGACAGCUGGCAGAGGGUGAACACAGAGAUCCCAGUCAAGUCUCCUCGCUUUGCGCUGUUUGAUCUCGCCGAGGGGAAAUCCUACAGCUUCCGCGUCCGCUGCUGCAACUCUGCCGGUGUGGGCGAGCCGUCCGACCCAACCGAGGCCACCACCGUUGGCGACAAGCUCGACAUCCCAUCGGCCCCAAGCAAAGUCGUCCCCACCAGAAACACAGACACGUCCGUCGUUGUGUCUUGGGAAGCGUCCAAGGAGGCCAAGGAGUUGGUGGGAUACUACAUCGAGGGGAGCAUUGUGGAUAGCAAUGUGUGGGAGCCGUGCAACAACAAACCAGUCAACGCCACCAGGUUCAUCUGCCAUGGUCUGAGGACGGGAGAGAAAUACAUAUUCAGGGUGAGGGCAGUGAACGCAGCAGGGCUCAGCCAGUUCUCCCCAGAGUCUGAGCCUGUGGAGGUGAAGGCUGCUAUUGGGGGCGGCAUCCCUCAUGCCUCCCCGGCUCCACCCUAUGGCAUCACCGUCCUGGAGUGUGUGUGUGACUCCAUGGUGCUGGCCUGGAAACAGCCGAGCUUCAUCGGCGGUGCUGACAUCACCGGCUACUUCGUGGACUAUCGUGAGGUCAUUGAUGGCGUUGCGGGGAAGUGGCACGAGGCCAACAUCAGGGCCAUCAGCGACCGGGCGUACAGGGUGUGUGACCUGAAGGAGAACAAGAAGUACCAGUUCCAGGUGCGGGCGGCCAACAUGGCAGGUGUCGGCAUCCCUUCACUGGCCAGUGACACUUUCCUGUGCGAGGAGUGGACCAUCGCCGUGCCAGGACCUCCUCAUGACCUGCAGAUAAGAGAGGUGCGAAGUGACUCUCUGGUGUUGCUAUGGAAACCACCCGUGUACCAGGGCCGCGAUCCGGUCAACGGUUUCUACAUCGACAUCAAGGAAGCGGGCGCCCCAGAGGAGGCGUGGAGAGGAGUCAACACCAAGGCCACGGAGAAGGCGUUCAUCAAGGUCGCCAAUCUGAAGGCAGGAGAGACGUUUGUGUUCCGAGUGCGCGCUCAGAAUAAAGCCGGCGUGGGACAAACCUCCGCCGUGACGGAGCCGGUCGUAGCUCUCACCAAAGCAGGCACCAAGGACAUCGUCGUGGAUGUCGACGACAACGGCAACAUCUCCAUGAACUUUGAGUGCUGCGACAUGACGCCCGACUCCAAAUUCGUGUGGUCCAAGAAUUACGAGGACAUCACGGAUCCAUCCCGUCUGACUUUGGAGACCAAGGGAAACAAAUCCAAAGCCGUUUUCAACACUCCUGAGGAGGAAGACGUUGGAAUUUACUCAUGUCUUGUCACCCACACCGAUGGGGCUUCAUCCAGCUACACUCUCUCGGAAGAAGAGUUGAAGAGGCUGCUGGAGGUCAGUCAUGACCACAAGUUCCCCAUUAUUCCCCUGAAGUCAGCGUUGGCUGUGGAGCUGCUGGAGAAGGGCAAAGUUCGCUUUUGGCUGCAGGCGGACAAGAUGUCAGCUAACGGCAAAGUCGACUACAUCUUCAACGACAACGCUCUCUCUCCGGGGGAUAAAUACAAGAUGAACUUUGACAAGAACACCGGCGUGAUUGAGAUGAUCAUGGACUCUCUGACUCCGGCAGAUGAGGGCACCUUCACCUUCCAGCUGCAGGAUGGGAAAGCUACCAACCAGUCCAGCUUGGUGCUCAUAGGAGACGUGUUCAAGGAGCUGCAGAAGGAAUCAGAGUUCCAGAUGAAAGAAUGGGUCAGAAAGCAAGGUCCUCACUUUAUCGAGUAUUUGGGUUACGAGGUGACUCAAGAGUGCUGCGUUAUACUGAAGUGCAAGGUUGGAAACAUGAAGAAGGAGACCUCGGCGCUGUGGUACAAAGACGGACACCAGAUCAAAGCAGACGAGAGCCUUGGCUUCACCGAGGGAGUCCUGAAACUGGAAAUUGCUCAGAUUUCCAAGAAGGACUCUGGUGUGUAUGAGGUCGUCCUGAAGGACGACAGAGGGAAGGACACGUCCAAGUUAAAUCUGACAGAUCAAGGUUUCAAGGACUUGAUGAAUGAAGUCUUCAGUUUCAUCGCCAAUUCCUCCACUCCACUGAAGAUCACGAGCACAGACGAGGGCAUCCGACUCUACACCUUCGUCAACUACUACAACGAUUUGCUCCAAGUGACGUGGCACUAUAAGGAUUCGGCCGUCUCCUUCUCCGACCGUAUAAAGAGCGGCGUGGUGGGAGAGCAGCUGUGGCUGCAGAUCACAGAGCCCACAGAGAAAGACACGGGCAAAUAUGCCAUUGAGUUCAACGAUGGAAAGGGGGGCCUGAGGAGGACUGUUGAGCUGUCUGGUCAAGCAUUUGACGAUGCUUUUGCAGAGUUCAAGAGACUGCAAGCUACUGCUAUUGCUGAGAGAAGCCGUGCUCGAGUAGCAGGAGGCCUGCCUGAUGUGGUCACGAUACAGGAGGGCAAGGCUCUCAAUCUCACCUGCAACAUCUCGGGCGACCCUCUGCCAGAGGUCACCUGGCUGAAGAACGACAGGGAGAUCACGUCCGACGACCACUGCAUCCUGAAGUUCGCCUCAGGCAAGUUCGCCAGCUUCACCAUCACCGCGGUGAACUCGUCGGACUCUGGCAAGUACAGCAUCCUGGUGAAGAACAAGUACGGCACAGAGAGCGGGGACUUCACUCUGGAGGUCACAGACGGGACGCCUGACUUGGGGGUGACUUCAUACUCGACCGAUGCGGACGGAAAUGUGGUGUUUGGACCGAACACCCCGAAGGAAAAGAGGAAAACCACAGUCACUGGAACGAAAAAGCAGAAGGGGAAGGAAUCUGUAACUAAGACUCUUUCGAUGGAAAAGAUUGAAGAGAAAGAUCGGGAGAAGGUUGCAGUUGAACCCGAAGUUUCAGAUUCAGAGCAAACAAAAGAUGCUCAAGAAGAAACUGCUGACCAGCCUUUGACUGCUGACCAAUCAGAAGCCUCCGAGCUGCAGAGAAGCCUGGACCAGUAGCUGAAACACGGCCAGAAACACGUGAAUACUGGACAAAAGUAUUGAUUAUACUCA
Cyclopterus lumpus (lumpfish) is the source of this 4758-nucleotide messenger RNA. It is a transcript of the gene myom1b, whose product is annotated as myomesin 1b. NCBI's taxonomy places the organism in Eukaryota, Metazoa, Chordata, Actinopteri, Perciformes, Cyclopteridae. The record is from RefSeq and is a predicted model, not a curated record. Bases 1 to 4704 code for a protein of 1567 amino acids. Gene Ontology annotation, molecular function: protein binding. The transcript has 39 exons.